Gossypium arboreum is the source of this 1687-nucleotide messenger RNA. RefSeq lists its product as uncharacterized. The record is from RefSeq and is a predicted model, not a curated record. The transcript is spliced from 3 exons. Bases 486 to 1265 code for a protein of 259 amino acids. NCBI's taxonomy places the organism in Eukaryota, Viridiplantae, Streptophyta, Magnoliopsida, Malvales, Malvaceae.
ACAGAAGGCAUUGUCUAAGUUACAGUCCAGACAGACCAAUUGGUUAGUUUUAAGACAUGGCGGGUAAGUUCGUUAAGAAAGUUGGUUAAGCCUUAUACCAAUUUCAGGCCUUAAAAUUUCCCUCUCAAAUCCCCCUCUCCAAGUUCUCUUCCCACAUUAUCGGUCAUCUCUGUCUGUUCGUUUUCUGUCCGGUUUUUCAUCUUUUUGGGGGGUUUUCAAAGUUGUUUUGUUUCUUGGUUUUUCGGUUUCUCUGUUUCUCAAUCUCUUGAUCCACAUACGAAAUCCAAGACGUUGAUGGAUUGGAAGGUUUCUUUGAGAUUAUUUUGAAGGUUGUUGAUUUUUAUAAUCAACUCCUGGGUUUUACGAUGGUAUGGAACUAGACAUCACUUGAUUUCUCUGAUACUGAUACACCAAAUAAGCAUCAUCAAGCAGUUCAUUCUAGCGAAAGUAAAAGAUCCCCUCCUCACUCGUCUUCCCCAUCCGCUAUGUCUGGUCAAGUAGUUGUUGAAGAACUGAGUUCAACCAGACAAUCCACUGAUGGUUCAAUCACGCCUGUUUCGCCAUCACUGGCGAAUGAACAACCACAAGAUGAAAACUGCCUAUUGGUAGAUUCAGACAGGAUUCCAUCCCAUGUGUUUGCUGCGACAAGCACAACCAGCCCAGCUGAAUGGAGUACGGCUUCAAACGAAUCAUUGUUCAGCAUUCACCCGAUGAACGCGAGUUUCACCAAGGACCAGUUCAAUUGGAUGUCUAAAUCUGGUGAUUUUGGUUUCAACUGUGAUUCCUUAAACAUUUCGAGUCCAUUGAUGGAGCUUCCAAGAAACAUGCUAUCCCCUGAAAUCACCACGAGAAAUGGGAGUUUCAACAAGGGCGAAGGCGAGUUUGGUGCUUCUGCAUCAGCGGCUGAAGCCAUGAGGGAGGUUCUGCAGGAGAAAGAAUGUCAGCAAAAGGAUAAUGUUGCUACGGGAUUAUCACCUCAUUCCCGUAGUUUAUCUACGCAUUCCGAUGCUAGUGUCAGAUCUUUUGCCUUCCCUAUAUUGACAGGAGAUGCAGACAAAAGUGGUUCAUUGACAAAAGGCACAAAGACCAAAAAACAACAAUCACAACAUUCCACAAACCAUAAGGAAACGCCAGACAACCCCCCGGAAACCCCUAAACUAGAGCCCUCUCAGGACAUCCUUAAAUCACAGACCCAAAAACCAAACCGAAAUACAGGUUUUAAGAGAUGGUGCACUUGCUUCUCUUGCUGCCCAUCUUGUUCUUGAGAUUUUACUCCACUGUAAUAUGCGUGUGUGGUUUUGAAAGCAACCACAAGGAUCCUGUUGAAGUCUCCGGCUACUUUUCACUUGCUUCCCAUCCUGUUGUGUGCAACAUGCUUCAAAAGGUACAGGCACACACACACAUGUAUAUUAUAAAUGUAUAUAUGUGCGGUUUUGAAAGCACCCACAAGGAUCCUGUUGAAGUUUGGGGCUACUCUUCACUUGCUUCGUUUAUAUUUGAAGUUUUUCUGGCCUCUGCUGGUUACUCUAUAACUUAUUGCAAUGCUCCAUUUUAAGAAAACAUGUUAAUGGAAGCUAAUGUCAAUACUAUACAUUGAAGUAUCUUAUUAGGAAGUCUUUGUGCUAUAGUUUAAAGUGUAAUUGAAUUUUUUUUUUUAAUAAAAUCGAGAAAUUUAAUCCUUGUUCCA